Fusarium mangiferae is the source of this 498-nucleotide messenger RNA. RefSeq lists its product as uncharacterized. Bases 1 to 498 code for a protein of 165 amino acids. Lineage: Eukaryota; Fungi; Ascomycota; Sordariomycetes; Hypocreales; Nectriaceae. The transcript is spliced from 3 exons. The record is from RefSeq and is a predicted model, not a curated record.
AUGCCAUCUAACAAGGAUCGUCUUUAUGUCGGAUUGUACGCUCGAGGGGGGACUGUGAAGAUGCCCGGUGGGGAAGACAAAUAUCAUUGGGCUCUUUUAGUUAGGCCAAAAGGCGAAGACGGCGACACGCGCGGAAAGCGCUUCCACGCCAAAGAACGAAUCUAUAGUGGCACGCAGUCCGUCUGGGAGUUCAGUGAGCAGGAGACUGGCACAGCAUCUACCCUCAUGAUCUUGGUCCGAAUCCAAAUUGCAAAGGUAAAGAGCCUGAAGAAGCUUGAAGCUUCCUUGAGGAGUGAAGCACUGUCAACUCUGCAGAGUAACAACAAGGCGUUGGGAACUGCGGUACUAGAUUGGACCACGGCCCGUGAUACGGCUAUGUGGUACGUUGAGCAGAAGGCCUUGCAGCAUCGAUUUGAUGGUCAAGCUGCCCCAGGACAGUUCGAUACUAGCAGAGUAUCGACAUAUAGUCUGCUUCAAGGAAAGGAAUUGGUACCAUGA